Messenger RNA from Drosophila ficusphila, 3596 nucleotides. RefSeq lists its product as uncharacterized. NCBI's taxonomy places the organism in Eukaryota, Metazoa, Arthropoda, Insecta, Diptera, Drosophilidae. The record is from RefSeq and is a predicted model, not a curated record.
AUGUUUCGCUUCUACAAGUUGUACUCGCUGUACAUGAACAACAUGGCCAGCGGGCAUUCGAUGCAGAGGGAGUGGUGUCUGUGCGAGAAGCUUCCCCGGGCGGUGCUCCACAUCCCUGUGAACCGUCAUCUGUUGUGCGAGGUGUGCGGUUUGGCCAGACGCCCCAUGGCCGAAGUCAGAUCCUCCAGCGACGAGCUGUCCGCCGAACGCCAGAGGAUUCUCCUGAAGCAACCUUGUGGUGAAGCCCAAAAAAGCCAAGUGACUGGGAUGAAGGUGGGCAUCAAGGGCAGGAAACCCGCGAAAGCCAAGGCCACUUGUCAGACAAACUGCAUCAAGUGUGGAGGUGUGGAGAGGGCAACUGCCGGGCAGGAAGAUAUUGGUGAUACUGGUGGACCCCAAGUGGUUAAAAGCAAGUUAUACCCGGGUAGAUGUGGACUGUAUGCAAAGCCAAAGAAGAUGCCACCUCGCCAACAGGAAGCCACUGUGCCGAAAACUAAAUUGGAGUCAACACAUUUACAGUCACGAUCACCACCACUACAAACAGGGUCACCACCACUGCAAACGAGGUCACCACCACAACAAACGGGGUCACCACCACCACCACCACCACCACAAAGAUCGGAUUCACCACUUAACCUGAUGAACAUGACCGAAAACGUUUUCAACCAAAGCAACUACCAAAGUUAUAGUAAUAUGUUUGAAAGCAACUUUAUUCCGCUGACGAAUUCCAUUAUGAAUGCCCUUGGAGGAGCUAUUUCCAAGAGGAGCAGCUACUGUUCUCAUCCCCUUCGGUGCCACAGGAGUGGUCCUUUGCCCCCACUCGCCAAAGUGGUUAGUAAUAUUUUGGGCAGUCAAAAUUCACCAGACGAACGGGAGAAGGGCGGUGGAUUGACUGCAACAAAGUCAAAGGAUUCACUGGAUAUCGAAAGCGAGCUGGCCAGCCAAUUCUGUCCCUUUGAUCACUACGAAGGUCCUUCCGAAGAUGCUCUCGUCGCGAACAAUGCUCGCUAUCUUCUCCAUCGACCGAAAUCACUUUACAUUGAUCCACGACGGGAUUUGCCCAAUAAUCGUAUUGAAAACUUAAAAUUUGAGCUCAACAGUGGCCUGGAGCCCUUGAUGGUUUCAACAUCCGAAAGCGCAUCUGGCAUUCAGCAACCUUACUUUUUCAUGUCGAAAUCAGUACGCAAAAAUCUGGUAAGGACCAUCAACCAAAUUGGGAUCGACUCUAACAGCUUAAGCAACAGCUCCCCGAGCAGAGAUACCUCCAAUCCUUCAAACCAACAAGAAAGUCCUGUAGAAAACAAUGAAAAUGAUAAGGAUAAAGUAACUGCGACAUCAUCCUCCAUUUUUGCCUCUCUUAUAGGUCAAAUAAUGAGUCCACGUUCUUCAAAGAACUCCCCAAUUACUUUAGAAGAUUUUCAAAUUGUCAAGGACUCCAAAAUGGAGCAGGUGGAUAAUACUAAGGAGGCAAAGAAUCCGUCCAGCGAUUGUGAAUCCAGUUCUUUGUUAAGUGAUGUAUUAACUGAACAGCCUGUACUUACCUCUAAUAAAACAGCGAAUGAUCAAGAUUAUUUCAAUCUCUUCUCAGCAGCACUUACCAAUAUUUGGGAACGGGAGUUUGAUAAAAUAGAGGAUUCUUCAUCAAAAACAAAUAGUAAAACGGAUGUUAAACUUAUAUCUUCAAAGUGCAGCCGUUGCGGACAACAUAAGGAAAAUAAUCCCAAAAUAAACACUGGUAAAAAAGGAAUUCCUGAAAAAAUUGAUAAGUUGGAAAAAUUAGAUAAGCAAGUAACCUUUAACCCGACAAUUGGAAGUGCAAUAAUUCAGAGACUUAAUAGCUUUAGAGCUUUUCCUAGUAAAAGAGAACUGCCAAAACAGUAUAAUGAGAAUGGGAAGUUACUAGAUCAAAAGACUGAGAAGGAUAAGGACAUAAAUGGCUUUUUAAUAUCUAAAUCAGAUAACAUAUUCGCGAAGAGUAAUUAUAUAAAAAAGCAACCCAUUAACAUAAAAAUUCAAAGACGCGAACAUGGAGUUUGUCAUGUGCAUUCUGUUUCAACACAUUCUUCCUGUAAAAUCCAUUAUGGUAAAGAAAAUGUAACAAAUAAUUUACAUACGAAGAGAAUGGAAAUUAAUAGUAAGUUAAAACCCAACGAAAGACAAGUUAUUAAAAAGGAAGCAAAAAUUGCACCAAGAUCUACGAAUUUGGUGAAAACGCAAAUACCGGUGAAUAACUUUGGAUUAUGUAGAAAUAAUGAACAUUCGGUCACUCGGAGUUUUGUGAAAUCCUUUGAGAUAGUUUCUCAUAUUUGCGGGGAAAUGCCCAAGCCCCAAACCGCCACCUUUGUAAGAAAUUUAAAGGAUAUAGGGUAUAUCAAGACAAGUUAUAUUCCAUAUAUCCCACAUAUUCCAGAUAUUCCCAUUUCUCUUUUUGAAUUUCGAAUCGUUGAUCCGAUUCUUCCCGUCGAACGGAAAACGACUGAUUUACGAACAAAUACGGAUGAUAACGAAAGCAAACCUGAAACUCCAAUUGCACAUUUAGCAACUCCUAAUGAAUUAAGCCGGAAAAAACAUAAAAAACCUUGUUUACCCGUCUGGCCAGCCCAUCCACUAAAAUACCGAAGUCGUAAGAUCAAGUACGAAGAACUUGAAUUAUCAUUUAACAUGCAACAAAAUGAAAGCACAAUAGAACCCUAUGGAACCUUGAUGCAUCAGAAAAAGGGAAUGAUUCAAAAGGACGAAAUAUUCACCAGUUAUUACGAUAUCCAGCAGCCUUCAAGUUCAGAAAAGUUUAGUGAUGCGAAUGCAGAAAAUUCGGUUUUAAAUGAGUACAACAGCUUUCCAGAGAUUGGUGAAAGUUCAACUGAACACUUGAAUUGGGAUACUUCAUAUUCAGAUUUUAAAAGUUUCAACCAAGAACGAAAUCUAGAACUUAAGACCAAAAAUUCAGCAGUUAACAAAUCGGAUCACAUUUCUUCAGAUACAAAAUACAAAACAAGGGAGCUGAACAAAAGUAAACAAGGUGUUGAAAGUCAUAAAAAACCAAGAAUGGGAGCUUCUUGCAGCUCUUUUAAAGUGAGCGAAAAAACAAGGAAGCAAAUAGACAACUCACUGAAAACCAAUCUUAAAAAUAUGAUGACCAAACCUAUAAAGCUACUAACAACAACUCAAGCCAUGUCAGUUUCAGAAUUUUUGGAACCACUACAAAACAAAUUAGCUACUGAAGAAGAAUCCUUGUCGAGUGCAACAACGAGUAUUUCGGGAUUAGGAUCUGGGACUUCUCAAGAUUAUGAAACGGCAGAGGUUAAUAGCGCUGCGGAAUUAGCAUGGACAUCUGGAUGCAAAACGGAGGAAAGUAGUUCGUUAGAUUCAUAUACCAAAAAAUUAGAUACAUCGCAAAAGCCUCUGCGACUUAUAACUAACAUAGAUUACAAAACCUCGAAACAACUCUUUUAAGCAAUUUUAACCUUGUUAUUUAUACCUAUAAGCAAUAUUUGUACCAAAAAGACAAUGUAAACACCAUUGUUCAUUUAAGUUGUAUAUUUUUUAAUAAAACGUUCGAGCAAGAACUAAAAAACGCUCAAAUAUCUCUCACAUCA